UGGGAUUUUCAGGUUUUUCUCGUCCUCAAACGUACCAGAUAAGAAGGCAAGAUAUAUCUAUCGUCUUUCCGACCACCAUUCUUUCGUGUUAGAUUUAAAUAGUAUUAAAGUUUCCCGCCCAAAGUUAUUGUUGUGAGUAGAACCAUACUAACGUGGGUUGUCGUUUUCUUUUGAAAAACAACAAUGGACCUCAUUGUUGGCUACAUAACCGCUGAUGCAAGUAUUAAAGAAAUUUUGUUGCAGGAUUACCAAAGCAAGGAAGAAUACUUUUUCACUACUUUCAUAAAACUUGCUUGCUCAGCGUUUAACGAUCUCCUGAAACAAAAUUUUCAAACAAAACAGGAGAACCUGAUUCUUAUCAAGGAGAAGAAGCAAGAAGAAGAAGAAUACAAAAAGCUUAAGAAAGAACUAACAGAUUUGACAAGAAAUAAACAGGAAAAACCUGAGAAAUGUCAGAGAUGUGUUACACAAGAAAAAGAUCGCCGUGAAUUUGAACAAAAGUAUACCAAACUGGAAAAGCAGUUAAAAAAAUGUGCAUUUAUUAUAAAUUCUUCUCUGGAUGGAGAUGGCAAAGUCCUUGGUCGCGUCCGUGAUAUUGUCUCACAAUCUGUUGUAGAAAACAACAAUCCCCAAGAUUACGACAAUGGUGUUAUCUCACGGACGCAAGAAAGACUUUCUACUUGUGAUUACCCUGUGGAUAUGAAACCUGUGUGGUCUUUGGAUGACGAUGAUACUAGCAUUCUUGCUCCUUCGUCUCCCGAGGGGAAUGACGUGGAAACGCAGCGUUUUGGUGGUCCUGGAGAAGAUGUUGUCGUUUGCAUCCCCGAAACGGUACCCUUCGACCAUCCUAAACAAGGAACCACUACGCAAAAGUUCUUUAAGGGCAAAGACUAUGCGCUAAGCCCAAUAAUGUACAAAAAAUCUUCUUCAAAACUGGGUGUUAGUAGGGCAGUUUCACCGAUCAAUGUCCAAGCAAUUACUCCCAAAAAACAACCGAAAAUCAAUGGAGAAGCAUCUCUAGAUGACUCAAUCUACAGUCCACCGAUUUUAACGGACUUUGGCUUACCUUCUCGUCCCUCUGCUUUUCUCAACCCCACCAACCAACGUGUUGAAGAAACAUGUAAAAAAACAAAAAGUUCUCGUCGAUUAGCGACUGAAUCGAAGAAAUGUGUUCAGCCUCCUGUGACAGAACAGCAGCAACGAACUCCAACUAGCCAGAGACAUAAAUCGCUAAAGCAGACAAAGCUAACUUUGGGUAGGUUGGCCAAUGAUGUAUCUCCAGAACUAGCUAUUGCUGCUACUGUCAAAACUCGGAUGCCUACCAAAACCAUCAGAGUCAGUCCACCAGCAAAUACUGAAAAUAAGCGAAGGCGUGCAGGAAAAGACCCAGAAAACUGGGAUUGCAAGGAGUGUUAUAAGUUGUUUCAAAAAGCUGUGGCAGCAAAGAAGAUCGAUGUGCGUAAAAUGCCGGUUGCGAUGAACUUCUGUGACGCCCAUUUCAACCGCUAUAGUUAUUACCUCAAUACACCUCCAAAUUUUUGGGAUUGCGGUAUCGGCAAGCCUCCGCGCAACGGCCAUCUUCAUCCAUUGGAUGCUUCUGCGGCAGAGGACGACGACGACUUCAUGUGAUGAUGACGUAACUUUUUGUGAUUUUUACUUUAUACCUAUUUUUUUUUUCGCUUUUGGUUCGCACGUACGGAUAUUUUUCUUUCUUUCACCGCGAGCCAAAGCAUCCUCCGUGAUCAUUCGUUAGAAAUAAAAUUUUCUAUUUUCUGCUCA
Molecule: messenger RNA, 1779 nt
Organism: Daphnia carinata
Lineage: Eukaryota; Metazoa; Arthropoda; Branchiopoda; Diplostraca; Daphniidae
Exons: 7
Coding region: 184-1629 (481 amino acids)
Source: RefSeq, a predicted model, not a curated record